This is a messenger RNA of Megachile rotundata (alfalfa leafcutting bee), 732 nucleotides long. RefSeq lists its product as uncharacterized. The record is from RefSeq and is a predicted model, not a curated record. Lineage: Eukaryota; Metazoa; Arthropoda; Insecta; Hymenoptera; Megachilidae.
UCGAUUUCAUUCUAGUCACGAUCUCGGGUCGAUUAAAAAGUCUUUAGAAUAUAUGCCCGUCAAAGUCCUAAAGCAAAUUUUCAACUGUUUUCUUUUCCCUUUCCUAUUUAUUUGCGGCACGUUCUCGGUGCGUAUCGAUCAAAUAUGUACCUCCAAGGCGAAGAAUGUCAACCUAGAGACUCGCGCGAUUAUCCACCAUUCGACGGAUAACGUUACACGCGAGUCAAGCGUAUCUGAUGGAUCGAAGCAAUUUUCCCGAUUCGAGUUCUUCGAUUACCGGAGAAACGUCCGAGAAAUCGCCACUUUUCAAACUAUAUUUCUCCAAGGAUCAGCUACUCGGAAGAUCGAACGUUCGUCCUUUCAAAAUCGAAGGUACACGCGAAUUGUUUCGAAAACAUUUGUUAAACAACCAUACGUACGAGAGCAUAGUCGACGUUAAAAUCCGUUUCAGACGAUCUCGUCGCGCGAAAAUUCUACUCCGCGAAAUACGAGAAUCUCGAGGCCGAGUAUACGAACGAGAACAGGGAUUCGAUUUUUUAUUUAAGAAAAGGAAACGUAGAAAAGUACAUUUUAGGUAUGGUUGGUGGCACGAGCAAGGAAUACAACCGAUAGAAUCUCGAAUCAAUUUUCGAAAAAGAACGUCGGAUUUGGUAAACUUUCGAAUGAAGAUAUAUGCGGAAGAUGAAAAGUUAAAAACUUUGAAAUAACGCGUCAUCUCGUCACAAAUUUCUA